Messenger RNA from Daphnia carinata, 2201 nucleotides. RefSeq names its product negative elongation factor A-like (gene Nelf-A). Bases 343 to 1761 code for a protein of 472 amino acids. Gene Ontology annotation, cellular component: NELF complex. Lineage: Eukaryota; Metazoa; Arthropoda; Branchiopoda; Diplostraca; Daphniidae. The transcript is spliced from 7 exons. The record is from RefSeq and is a predicted model, not a curated record. Gene Ontology annotation, biological process: negative regulation of transcription elongation by RNA polymerase II.
ACGGGCCCUGUUUGUCUAGGACGCUGUUGCAUUUGUUUUCUAAAGUUUUUUUCCCACAGGGCGGAAAAAUGGCGUCCAUAGAGAGACUCGGAUACGUCACUUUGGCUCCAUAAUAAACUCGGAACAAGCACAGAUUCUUGGGCAGGCGGUUCUAUUUGUUCUCAACUUAAUCCCGAAGUGUUGAAGAAUAUCCAAGAAUGCUUUGUCGAACUGCAAACGCAAGUCAAACUCAAAUUUCUGCUAUCCUUCUUCCAGUUCUCAAGGAGGAAUUUAGAAGAGUGGAAAACAGAAUUAGAAGAAAUACUGGAGGUGGCUGUUGUUGAUGGUGAUCCUUGGGUGGCGAUGGUGGCUGAAAUCCUCAAAACAUACCCGGCCACUGGAGCCCUCAACAUGGAAAUUGGUUCUGCCACAGAUGAGUACACUAGAAAAAUAUUCAACGAUCUGGCAAAUGAUCUUCGAAAACUUGUGAAAAAACAUGGAGAAACUGGAAUGCUUCCUUUGGAAUGCCCAUACUUGAACAAAACAGCGCUGUUCACUGUGGUUGGUCAACAGUCUCAUCCAAUUAAACAUUUUACGCUUAAGAGGAAACCAAAGUCAGCGGCGCUCCGUGCCGAACUGUUACAGAAAUCCACAGAUGCCCAAAAUAACUUGAAAAAGAAUCCUGCCCCUACAGUUCCACUACGUUCACGAGGAAUUCCACGGAAAAUGACUGACACAACUCCGUUGAAAGGAAUUCCUAGCCGACAUAUAGGAGGAUUCGCAUCGCCACUUUCCCGGGCGGGAUCUACGCCCACUAGCGUUGGUGCAUUAGGCUCAUCUCCAUCCGCUGGCCCAAACCGUCCGUCCCCCCGAACUCUAGCUGGCAGGAAAGAUGGUGGCAUCAAACUGCUCGAUAUCACCGAGCAGCCAAUCGGAUUUGCCCAAGCCAAAAAGCGAAAGCGACAACAAGAGUUGGAAGCUGCACAGAAAGCAGCCACUGAGUCACAGGCUACUCCCCCGAAUCCAUCACAGCCUUUAUCAGGUGAAGAAUCCGAGACAGGAAGUGUCACGGAAACUCCCGAGAAAGUUACCCCGACACCGGAUUAUGCGGCUGGCCUACUCCCAAGCAAUCCGCCACCCACGCCGGCAACCCCUGUCACACCUUUGGCCUCCACGUCCAUCCCUCCUCUUACACCUUUGAAAGAGCCGCCUCGAAUGGCAGCCGUACGCCCUCCGGCUGCCCCGUCAAUCAGCUCUUUACCUUCAGGUUCGCUUGCUUCACCUGCUCAAGUAGUCAGGCUUGUCACAAGCCAACCACCGGCUGCGACAUCAGCUGCCGCGACCGUGCCCACCGUUUACCGAUUAGUCCAACCUGCAGCUACUGCUGGACAACCUAUUGCAACAACGACGUCGAGUAAUCAACCGGCAGCUCCACCAAAGAAGAGCGUAGCAUUAAUGCUCACGCGUGAGCAAAUGCAGGAAGCCCAAGAAAUGUUCAAAAACGCCAACAAAGUCACGCGGCCAGAAAAAGCUCUGAUUCUGGGUUUCAUGGCAGGUUCUCGAGAAAAUCCUUGUCCUCAUCUCGGAAAUAUCGUCACCAUCAAAUUGAGCGAGGACGAAGAGAUUGUAACGGCUAGUGAUGGCAUUACCACCACCAGAGUCGUCGAGACGCAUUUCCAGAUGAACUACGCCGCCGGUGAAUGGAAGCGCAUUAAAAAGAUGAGGAAAAUGGAAGACACACCUGCCUCAGUCGCUACGGUCUUAGCAACGGCGACGGGCUAGUUUGGAACGGUUUUCGUCUUAGUAGUCGAAGGGACUUGAUCUUCUGUAAAUAGCAGGAUGAAUGUUACAACGCAGACGCGAGUAUUGAAGAGUGCGGAAGAAAAAGUAGGCCUAUUAUUUCCCCUUUUCCCACCUAUGUUGUUGCGACUGUGGGGCGCGAAGUUUCCUUAAUAUGUCGGUGCCAAAGUCAAUUCAACGUUUCCUCCUCCACCCCAAUUCUAUUUUGCACAUUAUUUUCUCUUCUGUAUGAAAUUAGUCCCAUCCCAAUCUUCCCUGUUUCACUUCUUCUUCCACUCUCUUCGUGUGCCCGUGGUCCGCAUCUCACGAACCAAGCUGAAGCCUUAAAGGCGUUCGUACUAUUCAGUAUCUCAGCAUUUGAAAAUUGUUCAUUUUUCAAAGUACAGUUUUUUGUAGUUCUCAUACACACAGAUUCAUAUGCA